AUGGUUUCUGAUAAUGCAACCAACUUUCGCUCGGCAUCAAAAUACUUUCGUGAUGUUCAUAGGCACAUCAAUUCCGCUGAGCAUAAUCAUCAAGUGAGUGACUUUCUGGCGAAUAAGGGAGUUGAAUGGCACUUUAUACCAGCUCGCUCACCACAUCACGGUGGGCUUUGGGAAUCGGCAAUUAAGUCCGCGAAACAGCUGCUGGAAAAGACUGCAGGUAACCAAAUUUUCACCUAUGAGGAAUUGUCAACCUUUCUUGCUCAAGUAGCGGCUACAAUGAACUCGCAUCCGAUAACCCCAAUUUCCAAUGACGUACAUGAUCCGCAAGCUCUAACGCCUGCUCAUUUUUUGAUCGGACGACCCCUCACAACAAUUCCAGAGCUUAAUUUGUUAGAACGUCAGAUCAAUUCGUUGUCCAGAUGGAACCAUAUUCAGCGUUUAUCACAGGAAUUUCGAUCAAGAUGGCAAUCAGAAUACGUGCGGUCUCUUAAGCUUCUGACAAGGUGGCAACAAUCCGGUCGAAAUAUACCUGUAGGAGCGUUCGUCUUGCUUGCGAAGGAGGACGACAAACCGAAGCAGUGGCCUAUAGGCCGCAUCAUAGAGGCAUUCCCUGGACCCGACGGACACACUAGGGUGGUAUCGGUGAAAACCGCAACAGGCGUCGUUCGGCGUGAUGUGAGAAAACUUCGGGUUCUACCUUUGGACUAUGACGAGUACGUUCCAGGAAGACUAGGAGAGGAAAUUCCCGAGUGGAAUUUGGUGGGCGGCUUAUGUCGGUGCGAUACAUCUUAG
Molecule: messenger RNA, 792 nt
Organism: Wyeomyia smithii (pitcher-plant mosquito)
Lineage: Eukaryota; Metazoa; Arthropoda; Insecta; Diptera; Culicidae
Exons: 1
Coding region: 1-792 (263 amino acids)
Biological process (GO): DNA integration
Molecular function (GO): nucleic acid binding
Source: RefSeq, a predicted model, not a curated record